AUGAACGUCGACGAGCUCUUCAAAAAACCGUCCUCCACAGGCAAUGCCAAGCGCAAAUUCGAGCCCGUCCAAGAUCCAAAUGAAGUCUACAAGUCCGCGAAGCUAGACUCGAACGGCGAUGCACGGUCUAAAGGGAAGGCAUCUAUGGUCGAAGAUGAAGCCGAGGACGGCGAAGCUGGGCCCGAGCUCCCUCCGGACUUUGACGAGGAGGAUGUUCCAGACGACGAAGAGGGACGGUUCUUCGGAGGUGGAAUGGACCGAAAGACAACACAGGCAAUGGAGUACAUUGACCAGCAAGAGGACGAUGAGACUGCGCCCGAGAAGUUCGAUUCCGCAUGGGUGCGACGCUUUGCAUUGAACUUCGAGCGGAAGAUCUCGAAGAAUGCUGAAUUGCGGGCAAAAUUUGAAAGCGAUCCUCAAAAGUUCAUGGUCUCCGAGGCCGAUCUCGAUACUGAAAUCAAGGGCUUAUCAAUCCUAUCUGAGCAUCCUGAGCUUUACGAAGAGUUUGCGAAGAUGGGAUGCGUUGGGUCUCUGAUUUCUCUCUUGUCGCACGAGAAUGCAGACAUUGCGAUCGAUGUCAUUCAGAUCAUCAGUGAAUUAACGGAUGAGGAUGUGGAAGCCGAGCAAGAACAAUGGGAUGCUUUGGUAAAUGCAAUGAUGGAAGCCGAUCUCAUUGAAUUAUUGGCACAAAAUCUCUCACGACUUGAUGAAGGAUCGGAGACAGACAGAGCCGGAGUAUAUUACGUGCUAGGUGUACUGGAAAACCUGGCUUCCCAGACUUCCCACGCCGAGACAAUUGGACAGGAUGGUUCAAUCUUGCCAUGGAUUCUCUCCCGCAUCCAGAAGAAAGAAGCUGUUGUUAGUCAGAACAAGCAAUAUGCUGCUGAAAUAUUGGCGAUUCUUCUCCAGUCAUCACCAAAGAACCGCUCGAAGUUUAUCGAGAUGGAUGGCAUCGAUGUCCUUCUCCAAUUGCUCAGCGCUUACAGGAAACGUGACCCAGUGAAAGAUUCUGACGAAGAAGAAUACGUGGAGAAUUUGUUUGAUUCUCUUAUCUGCCUCGUCGAAGAAGACGCGGGCAAGCAGAAGUUCGUGGAGAACGAGGGAAUUGAACUAGCAUUGAUCAUGCUCAGAGAGGGCAAGUUCAGCAAGUCUCGCUCGUUGAGAGUACUUGAUCACGCUUUGGGUGGAGUUGGAGGUGCCCCGGCAUGCGAGAGAUUGGUGGAGGCGGCUGGCCUGAAGACCAUUUUCGGGAUGUUCAUGAAGAAGCAAGAGGGACAAAAUAUCGAGCAUUUCUUGGGAAUCUUUGCUUCCCUUCUGCGUCUCCUGCCUGGUGGCUCUGCGCCACGUAUCCGGGCACUAGCAAAGUUCAUGGAAAAGGACUACGGAAAGAUAGAAAAGCUGGUCAAGCUGAGGCGCGAAUACGCAUCGCGCGUGUCACCUGUUGAACAGGCCAUCGCGAAAGAGCGCAGAACCUUUGACAAGGAAGAGCAAGAACUCAUGGCUGGUGAAUGGCUGUCGAGGCGGUUCGAUGCCGGUCUGUUCUCAUUACAGACUAUCGAUGUCAUCUUGGCAUGGCUUAUUGCCGAGGAUGAUGGAGCCAAGCAGAAGAUCCUCGCACUUCUUGCGGACCGCGAUGAAGACUUGUCUCUGAUCCGUAGUACGCUACAGGAACAACUCGAAGGACUUGGAGAGGAGGAACCAGGUCAGAAAGACUUCAAGGAUAUGCUGAGCACACUUCUUCAGUUUGUUUAA
Messenger RNA from Penicillium canescens, 1752 nucleotides. Its product is annotated as beta-catenin-like protein 1. Lineage: Eukaryota; Fungi; Ascomycota; Eurotiomycetes; Eurotiales; Aspergillaceae. Bases 1 to 1752 code for a protein of 583 amino acids. Gene Ontology annotation, cellular component: spliceosomal complex. The transcript has 10 exons. The record is from RefSeq and is a predicted model, not a curated record.